AUCCUAUAUCCAAUCGAAGGCACCCUCAGACGACGCUCGCUUUGUUCAAGAGCACAGGAUUCUCGCAGCAGACAGGAGGUCAUGAGCAGUAGUGUCAUCAUGGCUCCUUCUCCCGUCAUCAAUGUCGUCCGAUACUCGGCCCUGGUAGGCGGAAUUGCAUACGGUAUCGUUCACAGGAGGACGCUGCAGGCACGAGAAGAUGCCAAGGCGGCAGAGCGAGCAUACAAGCACAAGGAGGACUUAAUAAGGCAGGCCAAAAAGGCGUACGCCGAUAGGCUCGUCGCUGCGAAUUCGGGCUCAGGAGUCGUCACCAACCCAGACGACCCAAAGUUCGAUCUCGAAAAGUUCUUGGUACACCUCGAAAAGCAAUUAUAGACUCCAGUCUCGUGCCCUCUCUCCCUCUCUCUACAAUUUCAAUCGUACCACAUUGUAAUUCCAACCAGGAUACCGCUCGAGCUAUACGUGGUUCACAUUCUCGAAGUGCUCCAGGGGAUGGCAUGGCAUGCAUGUUCUUGUGACUUGGCCGUAUCCGGAGGUAUUACGCUCAAGCGCACGGGGAAGAGAUGGGGGUUGCUUGAGCAGUAAGAGCAUAUUUCAUGCAUCAUCAGAAUCCGCAGCCGUCUGGCGCAGAGUUCAUCUUGCACGAAUAGGAAGGCGAAGAGAGACGAUGUUAUGAAGCAGUGCUUACGAACAAGAGCAUAGAUGGAUUGAAGAUGGCCGCCGGAUGAGGCCAAAUCGAGGCAAAGCUGUUCGGCGCCUUUUAAGAAACCCCGCGCCUUCCUAGCGUUCCGACUUGUGUA
Tilletiaria anomala UBC 951 is the source of this 800-nucleotide messenger RNA. RefSeq lists its product as uncharacterized. Gene Ontology annotation, molecular function: proton transmembrane transporter activity. The transcript is spliced from 3 exons. Gene Ontology annotation, biological process: proton motive force-driven ATP synthesis. The record is from RefSeq and is a predicted model, not a curated record. The coding region runs from base 100 to 375 and encodes 91 amino acids. NCBI's taxonomy places the organism in Eukaryota, Fungi, Basidiomycota, Exobasidiomycetes, Georgefischeriales, Tilletiariaceae.